Bombyx mori (domestic silkworm) is the source of this 9368-nucleotide messenger RNA. Its product is annotated as potassium voltage-gated channel subfamily H member 6-like. Lineage: Eukaryota; Metazoa; Arthropoda; Insecta; Lepidoptera; Bombycidae. Gene Ontology annotation, cellular component: plasma membrane. Gene Ontology annotation, molecular function: inward rectifier potassium channel activity. The record is from RefSeq and is a predicted model, not a curated record. The transcript has 18 exons. The coding region runs from base 624 to 3485 and encodes 953 amino acids. Gene Ontology annotation, biological process: membrane repolarization during action potential; potassium ion transmembrane transport.
GGCGACGCGCGCACAGCGACCUCUUGCGUGCGCCGCUAUUGCCCCAUCGAGUUUACGUGCCGCGAUCACGCUGCGGACUUUGCCGCUUCACACUGCCAUUCAAUUCUUAUCUUAAUAUCGUUCGUAAAGCCUCACCUUCAGUCAAACACGUCGGGUUUUCUCAUCAAAAACACAUUGUCUUAAUAAUACGUUCAGAAAAACCAUCGAUCUGUUAAAAUAAGUUAAAACAACUGAAACAAACCCUUGAUCGAUCGACUGCAUUAAAAAGCUAAAACCAUUAUUACCGUUUUGCAGUCGAAUUUUGCAGAUUUUGUUGCACGGAGACAAGCUUUCGGUUUUCUUAUUUUACAUGUUAUUUAAGUGGAUCUAAAUCAACAACAGUCGCGAUUUAUCGUCAGUGCUGUGCCUUCGAGUGCUUAGUUGAGUGAACAGUGCUUCACACCAUAAGAGCGAGAGCCAACGAGUUUGAAGUGUAAGCGGAAGUAAUAGUCGCAUCUAUGCAAAACACGGCGAUCGCGCUUCUCGAGUCGGCGUCAGCUUUCGAGAAAGCUGUGCUGGAAUGUGAGCAUUUGGAAGCGUCGGAGCACGGUGGGUUUCGGUGAGGACGUUGGUGCGGCAGCGGCAUGGAGGAGCGCGGUCCCCCUGACGUGCCGUUGAUCGUGACCCCGCCGUGCGCCGGCGCUGGCGGUGCCGCGCUCACCACCUCACGUCGCGUCGCAUCCGCGCGCGGGUCCCGCGAUGAUCCGCCGCCCUCCACCUGGCGCUCCUCAGUGCGUGUGCGCGACACCGGUUUCCGUGGCUCCCGCAAGAGCGUUGUACGCUUAGAACCACCAUGUAAUGGUCUCAACGGACUACCAGCCAUCGGCAAGGAGGUACUCUCACUGGGAGCGACGGGUGGGCAUAAAGGCACAACGCAGCCAUCUCAUCCAUGCACUAUCCUCCACCAUUCUCCUUAUAAGGCCGCUUGGGAUUGGUUGAUACUAAUAUUGGUUAUCUACACGGCAAUAUUUACUCCCUACGUAGCUGCCUUUCAACUAAAUGAACCCGAUUUCGACAAGCGUUCUCGAAGCUUCGGCGAAGAUCCCAUUGUAGUUAUAGAUAUGAUAGUCGACGUGACAUUUAUAAUAGACAUCUUAAUAAACUUUCGAACAACAUAUGUGAACGCUGCUGACGAAGUGGAAUCCGAUCCUGCGAAAAUUGCCAUGCACUAUCUUCGUGGCUGGUUCGUCAUAGACCUCGUAGCUGCUAUUCCCUUCGAUCUUCUGCUGUUCGGCACCGACACCGAUGAAACGACAACUCUCAUCGGUUUACUGAAAACAGCGCGCUUGUUGCGACUAGUUAGAGUCGCUCGAAAAAUUGACAGAUACUCGGAAUAUGGCACCGCUGUCCUUCUAUUGCUCAUGGCUACGUUUGUUCUCAUCGCACAUUGGCUGGCGUGUUUAUGGUAUGCUAUCGGGAGUUGGGAGCGACCGCAGCUACACGCUCCUAUAGGUUGGUUAGAUGCACUCGCUAACGAUGUGCAAGCUUCCUAUGACAAUUCAACCGGCCCCUCUAUGAGAUCUCGUUAUAUCACCGCUUUAUAUUUCACGUGCACUUCCUUGACGAGCGUCGGUUUUGGAAAUGUAGCUCCUAACACAGACAUGGAAAAAGGUUUCACGAUAUUCGUAAUGCUCGUUGGCUCACUUAUGUACGCGAGUAUUUUUGGAAAUGUUUCUGCGAUUAUACAAAGACUGUAUUCUGGAACAGCACGAUACCAUACACAAAUACUUAGAGUACGAGAAUUUAUCAGAUUUCAUCAGAUAACCAACCCCCUAAGACAACGCCUAGAAGAAUAUUUCCAACACGCGUGGAGCUAUACAAAUGGCAUCGAUACAUCGAGCGUCCUGAAAGGAUUCCCCGAGUGCCUCCAAGCUGAUAUCUGCCUCCACUUGAAUCGUAAUUUACUUGCCAGCUGUUCAGCCUUUGAAGGCGCCAGUCCUGGAUGCUUAAGAGCCCUCUCCCUAAGAUUCAAGACAACUCACGCUCCACCCGGUGAAACCCUAGUUCAUAGAGGAGACGUUCUGACCUCCCUAUACUUUAUUUCGCGAGGAUCCAUUGAAAUACUCAAAGAUGACAUAGUCAUGGCCAUUCUCGGGAAAGAUGACAUUUUCGGCGAGAACCCGUGCAUUCAUGGAACAGUCGGUCGUAGUAACUGCCGCGUGCGCGCUCUCACGUAUUGCGAUUUGCAUAGAGUUCAUAGAGACGACCUGCUAGACGUACUGGACUUCUAUCCUGAAUUCCGCAACUCCUUCGUUAAUAACUUGGAGAUAACUUACAACAUGCGUGACGAGGAGUUAGGUGGUAUAGAGCCGCGACGCCGGAUGCGCUACGAGAAUCCUUGCGACGCGCGUCUCCUGCGCGAAGCGUACGCGCGGACAACACGCCGUCCCCACACCGAGAACUUCGCUGAAAAAAUGGACUCCCAGUGCAGCGAUGAUGAGACCGAAUCACCCGCCAGUCGCGGAAUCCUCGAGUUUUCUGCGGACAAAGCCGGUCAAGAUGUGACCCCGCUCAAUUUCAACUUCAGUAAACAACGUUCCACUACACUUAAUUCCAUAACAGGCAUGCUAGCGCAACUUAAACGGAGCUUCCCAGACCUCUACCAUCAUAAAACACAUCAGCCGCUACACAACAAAUAUUCUCAAUCAACUCCUCAGACGUACCGAGGCCGGGCUGGUGUUAGGCGGCAGUCGUCAGUGGGUCCUUUAAAUGACACUUCCCCACUGACAGGCGGAGCGGCGGCCGGCGAGGCGGCGGUCAGCACGCCUGCACACAGCGCGACAUUACCAGUCUCUAGUCUCAGCACUAAUCCUAGCUCGUAUUAUACCAACGCCUCGCCUAGCCCUCCGGCAGUCCCAGCGCCACAACAUCAUUCCUGCGACGAUAUCUUAGCGACGCCAGCGGUGCCUUCUGCAAUUCGAACGCCAUCUUCUCGUUCUGCACCUCAUUCUGCUGUAAAUCUCCACCAAACAGGUCGUCCCGCCGCACUCUCUAUCUCUACUGAGAGAACACAAAAUGCAGGACAGGACAGUACAUCACCUCAAUACCAAAAUGUCGGGACAGCUGCUACAGCUGCCUCGGUGGCGACAGUUUUAACGAGAUUGGAAGAACUAAGCAGGCGCGUCGCUGUACUCGAAACCGGUCUCACAGCAGACGUGCGACGUAUACUACAGUUGCUACAAACCCGAGAUUGUCCGCCUCAUCAUAACGCACAACCAGCACAGACGCGUUCCCAAGUUUUGCCAAAAACUUCGCUCUCGGUACCCCAAACAAAUGAGUGGGAAUGGAACUGGAACUGUGAUCGCGAUCGUGAACGGGGUGACCGAUAUGUUCGAGCCGAGCGGGCGGAGCGAACUCCGGGAGUUCAGAGAUCGGCAUCGGAGCCGCACGCACCGGUGCCGCCGGCACUGCCUCCGCCCCCGCACUCGCACUCGUUCUACAGGUAGUGUGAGGCGGGCGAGACGAGCGCUCCCCGCUGCCGGCCCUCGGCGCGCUCGCUCGCAGAGUCGGCCUCGUGCGGCUCGCUGGUGGAGACCGCACCGGCUCCGCCUGCGCGCUUUCACUUCUGCCGGCGUAUCACGCAAUCCAGGUUCAACGACGCCAGAACUUUCCUGUGAAGCGACCACGAUCCGAUACAUGGACCAAUUUUGUAUUCCCAUUAACGCCUAAACUAACACGUCCUCGCGAUCUCGCGCAAAGGUGGUCUUUCCACCUGAUAAGAGUCCAUUUGUAUUAUAUUUUAAAAGACAAGAACGACUGCCUUUAGUAAAUUUUAAUACUAAAAUUACCUGACGAACGGAACUCCUUCGAAUUCGUCAGUGGAUAAUCUCGAAAUUUAUAAAGCUAGCAAGCACAACGUAAGAAUGUUUAGAAAUUGGAAGUAAGAGAUGGUUAAUUGGGUGCUUUAAUUUUAUGUAAUUUACAGAUUUUAAGAAGAGUCAUUUUUUUUUAUAUCUAACAAUUUAACGUUUCCUCAAUAGCACUAUCUGACGGUAUUGACUCUUACCUUAUGUUAUUUAUGGGAUUCCAUGUAAUUACAAGGAACCUUUGAAAUAACAUGACUCUGUGCAUUGAACACGAUUAAACGAUAAUUUAAUGGUGUAUUAUGGUUUUGCUUGUACCACAAUAUAAUCUAUGUGUAAGUUUCAGGUUAACCGAAAGAGGCUUAAAAGACUGACAGACUACGUAAAUACCAUGAACUGUAUUUCCAAAAGAAAGUACUUCACCUAUGAAUGCUUUCUACCCGUCCUUGCUCCUUGCCUUUACAAUUUUAGCUAGUUAAUAUCUAAAACUGUGCUAGACUAAUUCACGAGACACGAUUUGUCAAUAAUUGUAAUAUAUAACGCGAGUUUCAACAACUGUCUCAUGUUAAUUAAUUUCAUACAUUCCUUUGAGUAUAAUAAAUAUCUUCGUAUUUUUAUUUAUGUAGGUUUUAUUAAAAUUGUGGCUCAAAAAGUUGAAGUUACGUUUUAAUGUGUAACGUAGUUAUGGAUUAAGAAUUAUCGCCAACAUAAAUAUCAUUAGAAGCAAUAAUAAAAUCCACAAUAAAUUAAGGGUAAAUAUAAAUCGUAUCCUAUAAUUAUUCACGUAAGGACUACGAACACCUGUAGUGAGUUGUAUUAAAUAAUAUAUUCAGAUAGUGCUAUACAAAUAGGUAUCAUUUAUUAGUUCUCUGCCAGCAUGUCGGAAUUUCAUUAUUUUAAUAAGAUUCAUUAGAUUCACCUUCAAGUACUACUAAUUAAUACUAUCACUAUUCAAACAAAACGCCUGCCAAAUAACAAUGUAUUCUAAAAUGAACCUGUUUCUUGUGUUCUUUUGUCUUAUGUUGUAACUUUAUUCAUAUUAUCGCAUCACAUUUUCACAAAACAAAAAACUUUGUCACCUAUUAAUGUGUAGGUAUGUACAUACAAUACAAAUGAUUGGCAUUAAACUUAUGUUAUAUGUUUGAUGUUGUUGGGACUGGGAUAAGAAUAAGUUAGUUGACUCACUCGAACCUCCUUUACGCACUUUCGAUUUCUCACAUUCUCGAGAAUUUUCUAUGCAUAUUGAUGAACAAUAUUCAGAAAUAGCACCGGCGCGGCGCCGUGUUUUUAUUUUUUACCGCCAUUUUUGCGCUCGUUGUUUCUCUUGAAACGUCCAUAGAUGGCGUGGACAAAGGAUUGGAAAAGGAAUUAGGAAAAGAAGUCCCAACAAUUAGCAAAAGACAAAUAAGCUUUAACACAUAUUACGUACAUUUCCAUUUAUGAUAGUUUUUUUUAGGAAAUUAGUUGAAUAGUUAGAAAUGUACUUCCAGUUUUGUUUAUAUCGUCUACAUUUAUUAUAUGUAGUAGAAAUGGCGAAAACAUACGAAUUAUAUCCGUAUCAUUGACAAAAGCGACUGCUUCAUCUUCGAGAGCAAAAAAAGUAAAAAACUGUAAAUAUUAUGGAAUACAUAUUAAUUAUAUUCUAGUGGGUUUGUAAAUUCGUCAAUUCCUAAUUCACUUACUUUCAAUACAGUUACUUUUCAAUCAAAUUCGAUUUAGAGGCAUUGUUAUAGCUUUUGUAGAUUUGAGAAAUGCUAUCGCUAUUUGAGAUUAGUACCUAUCUACCUAUACUCUUGUAUUCGAACUAUGAACGCAGUAGUACCUCAGACCAAAAGAAUACGAUCUACUUUUUUGAUCUGAGAUUUCUAUUUAAUACUUAAAUUAGAUGUUAAAUACAGAUCAAUGUUAGUCAGCUUGGAGCGUUUAUCACAUUAGUCAGUCCAGAAAAGUAAGUUCUAUAUUUAAUCAGCAUCCCCCUCUAUAAAAACAAAUCACUUCAAAUCUCAUAAAAUAGUUGACAUAAAGUAGUUACAUUCCAUUAUCAGUUUAGAGAGGUUUCAUGUAACUGCAAGGGAGAACACCGUUUGUCUUUAUCGCAUAGAAUAUAUUAAUAAUAUUAAAUUCCAUACUAAGAGCUUAAAAAACACUUUUACAUACAAGCAAUUAUAAUUUUGGAAAUAUUGCAAGCUUUAUUUCUGACUGACAGAACUGGUUACGUCUAUAUUACACGGUUCGCAAACAAAACAUCAAAAACCAAUUAAAUUAUUUUCUGGUUAAUGUUACUAUUCUUAAAAAUGCGAAGUUUUAGCGCUUAAGCACAGGGUGUAUUCGUUCAUAAGUCAUAAACUUACAUUUAAUGAGGUAUGAAGUAAAAUUUAAAUAACUGCUUACAAUCGAUAUUUUACUGUAGAUCGUAAUUGUUUAAACUCAAAAUAUCCGUAGAAUAGGAUGUUUCUGAAUGUUUGGGAAAUUGUCCUUUAACUGUCACUAAUAACAGCACUAUUCUAAUUACUAUUUUCAAGAAGUAUUUCACACUUAGAUGAAUACUUCCCUAAAGAAUCCUUUAAACAAGUUAUCAAGUUGCACAGUUUUUAUCGCUAGUGUGCUGAUAGAAUAAAUUAUAAUAUUACUUCGUUGACAUUGGUAAGAUUUAACAUUAAGUAGUACUAAGUACAUACUUAAGGAAUAAAUUCUUAGGUACUAAGGUACUCUAAAGGUACUUUGGAAUAAAUUCUUAUGACAGAUGAUCCGAAAUGAGCGAUGAGCAGGCCUAAAAGCGCAAGUUAAUGGAAUAGAAGCUUAAUAGCAAACAUCUUACUGACAGUUGUCUCUAUCGUUUAUUUAUUUCUUCUCAGAUUUCUAAUAAAAGAAAAAACUUAGAAAAAGAUUUCCAACAAUACAAUGAAUUGAAAAACGCAAUCACUACGAAUAUCUGCUGAGAAAAUAUUACUCUAAGUCUCACAACACUCUUCUAACUUUUACGGAACGCUAUAAUUUUCAUUUUAAAUUUUGUACUUUAAGGUAAUUUUAUGAAAAUAUUUUUCUCUGUACGAGUGUUUUCGUCUCUAUUGAUUGAUCUGCAAAUGCUUCUGUUAAAGACUUCAAAAAGGUGCUUAAACCGAAUGCCUGCUAAAAUAUGUGUAUGUUUGAAGAAAAGUCGAAAAAAAAUCCCAAAGCAAGGGAAAUCCCAACAUCACGAUUUCCAUAAAACAUCGUUCUAAAAAUCUUUACUAGAUUAUAAGUGUAGCUUGGUAAGGAGACAAAUUGCGAAAAUUCUCGCUAGUUUCGCAAAUCGUUGCCUUGAAUUGAACUAACAGAGAACUGGUUGUCUCAGCUUCGAAUAAUGAACACAAUUAAAUAAGUAUAAUAUUAUAGUAAGUUAAGAAUUUUAUAUUUUAACAUCAGCGCAAAGUUAUCGCGUGCAUUGUAUUUUGUAAUUUUGUCUGUGAUCAAAGUCUUAUAUUGUUAAGCUGAAAAUUAAGCGCACGAUUGUUUUGUAAUGCUAAAAUUUUUCAUACGGUGACGUUACGUUCAAUGCUCCAUUUUAAAUUUAAUUGAUGAGUUUCGACAAAAAUAAUUUCAAAAUGAUUUUGCUCUAAUACGUUCUGGCAGCCUCAAAAAUCUAGGUUAACGAGUUAGAAACUCGUGUUUCAAAAAUUUUUGGAAUGAAAUUCACACACAUGCUCGCAACUUAAAGCGGACUCAUUAAAUUUCUUGCCUCAUCGGAAAUAUUAUCAUGUUAGAAUUGAGAACGAGCCUGGACUCGGCUAAUAGGUACUAGCCGAUUUGGCCCAAUUCCACUAUUUCUCACAUAUUGCAGAUUCAGACACUCUGUAAUAAUUCCUUGAAUGCAAUGUCUAUUUUUCUUAAAUUUAUGUAUUUAUGGCGAUUAACUCUUCGCAGAACUGUUUUUUGUUGUUAAAAAACAUUCAUUGUUACCUAAUUUCCACAUUAUUUGAAAAAAGUAAACAUAUAAAAAUCCGACACAAACUGAAGAGUUACAAAAACCUUCUUCCACAUUUAGCUUUCUUUGGAUUGUUAUCAGAUUUUGAGCUACGGGUUUGUUUAAAAUGAGCCUAUAAUUCAUCAAGGAAUUUGUUUAAAGUCAAUUACAAAAUACUUUUCGAACAACAUUAAAGGAAGAGUGUUAAGAUUUUUUUAUAAAUAUGUCAUACGUAUGCUCAUCGCAUUAGUACACAUAAGGAUUGAUCAUAACAUGUCACGCGCAUUCGCAUCGGCACCCUUUAGAAUCUACGAUAAUGGCAGAUAAACGCCGACUUUCAAAAUUUUAUUCAAGUGUCUAAAACGAUCUGUUCAAUAUUACCACAAAUUUUAAUUAUCCGCUAAAUGUGUGAAUAAUUUGGAGCUUCAAAUUAAACUUUAAAGUUUUAAAUUAUCGUUACUGAAAAAUAAAUUGUCAACAUUUUACAAAAUUGUAAAUUUUGAUUUGUUAUUGCAGGUAUUUGUAUUGUACUAUGCCUAGAAAAAUCUGUUAUGUUAUGCAUGUUGCGUGUUGGCGAUUAUUUUAUACUGGAUACCUGCUGUUCGUAUAUUGCAUGGUUUAGUGUAACUUCAUUUUCAGAAGCAUUGUAUCUACUUCAAAAUUAAAAAAAAGCAAAGACUUUUAAACAGUUUGAUAAUUUUGUCAGGGUUCCUAUAUUUAUUAUUGAGUUCUUAAAUUCGGCUGUACGUAUUAAUUUUUUUUUAUUAUUAAGCUAUGGAUAUAAAACUAUUAACAUGCAUUCAUUUUGAUGGAAUGGAUGGGUUGAUAUGGAAGUUUUAAAAUGUUUCAAUACUAUAAAACUGCAUUAAAUUGUUUAUCGAAAAUCAAUACAAGUUUUUUUUUAUAAAAAUGCCUUCGGAUUUCGGCGUCACUUUCAGAAUAAUUUAAUAAUAUUGAAAGCUGAAAGCUGAAGUUAUUUGAAAGAAAUGAAACCUGUUUAAACAUCGAAAUAUGUUGUAUACAUUAUUAGUGUGAACAUUUCAAAUAUGACGUUACUAUAUUUUGUUUUAUUUUCCUAAUAUUAUUGCAUUUUAUUUGCAACUGGAAUAGAUUUUAUACGUGAUAAUAUUACUACUUACUAUAAUAAAUCGGUAGAAACAUAGCUAUGUUCUAAAGACCAUAAUAAUAUAUGGUCUAAUGACGAAAGCGCAGUUUAAAAAUUCAAUUCCUGUUUUCUGAAAUCGUUACAAUAUUAUUAUUAUUUACAUUAAACAUAUCGUCUAUAUGACUUGCAUAGUUAUUAAGCACUGAUUAGAAAAUUAAUGUUCUGGACAAACGAAAAGCCACAAAUUUUUGCUUUAGAUUAAUAAUUUUAUACAUUGUAUUGUACAUUGGUUCAUUAUUGUUAUAUUUAUUGUGUAGUUGUCCAUGUAAAUUAUUACCGUAUGCAUAAUCCUAAGUAUAUUUGGAUCGUUAUGCAAAACGCACUUAUCACAUAGUAAAACGUUUGGACGCAUUAAUAAUAACGCGCUAAAUUGUCAUGGAAAAUGUUCAGUGAAAUAAAUAUCACGCACAUGCGAAAA